GUAUCCCAUUCUACCCUAGACAAGUUUGGCAUGUAGAAGUUUUGCAGCCGGAAUAAACAAAGAGGUUGUCGAAGUUUUUUAAACAUCUUUAAAAAUUACUGAACGCUGGAGCGUUCAGCCAUUUGAAAGGAAACUGUUUUAAAGACACGCAUCGCAAGAGCAAAUGGAGCAAAACUACGGGGAGGUGAACCAGCUCGGGGGAGUUUUUGUCAAUGGACGUCCUUUGCCCAAUGCAAUAAGAUUACGAAUCGUGGAGUUAGCCCAGCUUGGCAUCCGACCCUGUGACAUUAGCAGACAGCUUCGGGUCUCCCAUGGCUGUGUGAGUAAAAUCCUUACGAGAUACAACGAAACUGGGUCCAUUUUGCCAGGCGCAAUCGGUGGCAGCAAACCACGAGUUACGACACCAAAUGUAGUAAAAAACAUAAGGGAGUACAAACAAGGAGACCCGGGAAUUUUUGCAUGGGAGAUCCGGGACCGUCUUCUCGCGGACGGAGUAUGUGACAAGUACAACGUUCCUUCGGUCAGCUCUAUCAGCAGGAUAUUAAGGAACAAGAUUGGAAACUUCUCCCAGCCUAACCAAUAUGAAAAUGGCAAGCAAGCAGCUCCGCAGUCCAGCCUCUCGUACUACCCGUAUUCAUACCCCACUGCAAUGUCUCCCUCCGGGACCAAAAUGAGCAAUCCUCCCGGUGUCCCUGUCACGGGUGGGCAUUUAAGCAUUUCCCGCGGUUGGCCUUCAGCGCACACGGUCAGCAAUAUACUGGGUAUUCGGGCUUUCAUGGAUCCUGCAGCCUUUGCUAGCGCUGAAGGAUACGCACCAAAAAUGGAGGACUGGGGUAGUGUGAAUAGAGCGACAUUUACCUCUGCUCAUGGAGUCAAUGGAAUAGACAAAUCAGCUAUUGAUGCAGACAUAAAAUACCCUCAGCCUUCUUCGACUUUGUCUAGUUAUGUCCCAGCAUGCGCAUACUCUCCCUCCAACCAGUAUGGCGUGUACAGUGGUCCAGCAGGCAGUUAUGUGAGCCCAGGGCAUCACUGGCAGGCCCAGGGCACCAGCCUCUCCCACCCUGGCGGUGGCGUAGCGAUGCACCCGAGUGACAACCAUUCUUCUAUGGGGUUCAAACAUGCUGUGCAAGAUGGAGACAGAAAACCACCGAGUACCCUAAGCAAGCACCAGCACGAAGCCUUGAGCAAUAUGCACGGACUUUCUACCUCGUCCUCGUAACAACACAGAUACAUCAGUUUAGAAAUGAUCGCAUUUCAAGAACGCAAACCUGGGGAGGCAGUGUCUGACUUAAGUGAAGCAUGCGAAAAGGUUUCCAACGGGACCAGACAAGCAGCCAUGAAACACUACGUACACAAUGGAGCUUGGAAUGAACACUGCCACCAUCCUGUCUGCAACAGACAAUAACAAAGGAUGGGACAUAUUAAUCAUUUUUUGACAGCAUGCCACUCCUAUAAACCUUUACCUGAUUUCCCCAGAAAUCUUGAUCAUCACUUUCUCACAUACAUAUCUCGAUUAACUACAACUUGGUGUCCAUGCAGUGCUCCAAGUAAAAAAACAAAAAACAAAAAAAUAAAUAAAUAAAUAAAUAAAGGAAAAGAAAGAAAAGUAAUAGUGAAAGUAUUGUACUUUCUAUGGACUACCCUAUGAUAUCUGUGUAAAAAACAAAAAGAAUAUGUAGAUAUUUAUGGAAAAAGUUUGGUGAAUGUUUUUGUACAGGCAAUAAAGUUGCAUAAUGUCAUAACUGUGGUUUUUAUUGUAGUGAUUUUAAUGUGGUUUUUAGUUGUUUUUGGGUAGCUCAUUUGAGUGGUGAAAGGGCAGAAACAGAAAUACAAUAUUCAUUGUAAAUAUUCUCUAAACACUUUUUAGUCAAAUACUUGGUGAAAUACUAUAUUAUUUGCCAUUUUUAUAAUGGGUGUUUCUGAGC
Carassius gibelio (silver crucian carp) is the source of this 1925-nucleotide messenger RNA. RefSeq names its product paired box protein Pax-1-like. The coding region runs from base 164 to 1219 and encodes 351 amino acids. The transcript has 6 exons. Gene Ontology annotation, biological process: anatomical structure development; regulation of transcription by RNA polymerase II. Gene Ontology annotation, molecular function: RNA polymerase II cis-regulatory region sequence-specific DNA binding; DNA-binding transcription factor activity, RNA polymerase II-specific. NCBI's taxonomy places the organism in Eukaryota, Metazoa, Chordata, Actinopteri, Cypriniformes, Cyprinidae. The record is from RefSeq and is a predicted model, not a curated record.